GGCACACAAAACUAUAGUGCAAAUUAUAAAAGGCCUUUACAACUUAAAUCCACUAAAUACAAGCCUUCAGAAAAGGCAGCCUUUUUAUUAGCAUUAACAUCCGGUAGUUGUCCAUCCAAUUUAGCAAAAAUUGAUGUAUCUUCUAAAGCUCUUACCUAUCGUGGUUUAACAUUUGAGAUAUUCAAGCCCAAGGAAGAAA
Messenger RNA from Acaulospora morrowiae, 199 nucleotides. NCBI's taxonomy places the organism in Eukaryota, Fungi, Glomeromycota, Glomeromycetes, Diversisporales, Acaulosporaceae. The record is from the annotation of a GenBank genome assembly.